AGUUGCAGAGAGACACAGCCAGAGAAAAAAGAAAGAGAGAAAGAGAGAGAGAGAGAAAGAGAGAGAGAGAGAGAAAGAGAGACGGGUCUAACUUCCAAGGAGUAUUCUCCUUUUCAGUCCACUACGCUUCCUUCUUCCCUUCUCCGUUAGUUACCUCUUUUCUCAUUCCUCAUUUCCAAUCACAUUUUCUCCCAAAUUCACCUCCCUUUACCAAACCAAAAAAACCAAAGCUAUCCAUUGGAUCACGUCACCCACUUUUGCUUUUGCUCUCUUCUCCCUCUGAAUUGAGCAUUUCCGGGUUCUAUUCGCCUCUGAUCGAAUUGGGUAUUUGCAAGAUCUGCGGCUUCAUUUGUUUGGGGCAAAAAGUUUUGAUCUUGGCGGUGGAACAACCCAAUUACCGGUUUGGAUCCGAUCGGGGUAGAAACAGCGCCAUCAGAUGGCGCUGUUCAGAAGGCUAUUCUACCGGAAGCCGCCGGAUCGGCUUCUGGAGAUUUCCGAGAGAGUUUAUGUUUUUGAUUGCUGCUUCUCCACGGAUGUCUUGGAAGAAGAUGAAUACAGAGUUUAUAUGGCGGGGAUUGUGGCUCAGCUACAGGACCACUUUCCAGAUGCUUCUUUCAUGGUAUUCAACUUUAGAGAAGGGGAGAGACGCAGCUACAUCUCAGACAUACUUUCUCAGUAUGACAUGACAGUUAUGGAGUACCCUCGGCAAUACGAGGGUUGUCCCCUUCUGCCUCUAGAGAUGAUCCAUCACUUCCUUCGAUCAAGUGAAAGCUGGUUGUCUUUGGAGGGGCAACAGAAUGUGCUUUUGAUGCACUGUGAAAGGGGAGGUUGGCCCGUGCUGGCAUUUAUGCUAGCAGGUCUUCUGUUAUUUCGGAAACAGUACAGUGGGGAGCAGAAGACUCUUGAAAUGGUCUACAAGCAAGCUCCAAGAGAACUACUACACCUUUUAUCUCCUUUGAAUCCACAGCCUUCUCAUUUUAGAUAUCUUCAGUAUAUUUCCAGGAGACAUUUGGGUACUGAGUGGCCACCAUCGGAAACACCCUUAUAUUUGGAUUGUCUGAUUCUUAGAGACCUUCCGUUAUUUGAUGAUGGAAAAGGUUGCAGGCCUGUUGUACGUGUUUAUGGUCAGGACCCUUCUAUUCCUGCCAAUAGAAGUUCAAAGCUUCUUUUUUCAACUUCAAAAUCCAAAAAGCAUGUUCGCCACUACCUACAGGCAGAGUGUAUGCUCGUGAAAAUUGACAUCCAUUGUCGUGUUCAAGGGGAUGUGGUUCUUGAGUGCAUACAUUUAACCGAAGAUUUUGUUCGUGAGGAUAUGAUGUUUAAAGUUAUGUUUCAUACUGCAUUUGUGCGGCCAAAUAUUUUGACGCUGAACCGUGAUGAAAUUGAUAUUUUGUGGGAUGCAAAGGAACUAUUUCCCAAGGACUUUAAAGCAGAGGUGCUUUUUUUGGACGCUGAUGCUGUUAUACCUGAUCUAACCACAGUCACUGUGAGUGAAGAAGCAAAUGAGAUCGAGAGUGCCGAGACAGAAAGUGCUUCACCUGAUGAAUUCUAUGAAGUAGAAGAGAUUUUCAGCAAUGUAAUUGAUGCACAGGAAGGUAAGACGACAGAGUAUGAUUCUCAUGCUUUUCAUGAAAAUGUGGUGGAUGAUGAAAACCAUAAAGAGGUCUGGAAGGAAGAGUUGGACCCUCCUACUUUUGAGGAUUGUACUCCAGAUGACAGGAGUCCCAAGCAGGUUGACAACAUGGAUUCUGGUAAUGCAGUGAAAGACAUCUCUGUUGACGAUGUGCACUAUAAAUUUGAUGGGAGCAUGGAUUCAGAUCUUCACGCAGUGAAGGACAUUGCUGUGGAUGAUGGAGAAAUUAAUUCAACUUUCACUGCAGUUAUUUCUGAUAUAACAAAACCUCCUCUGGAAACAAAGGAUGUCACAGCGGAUGUGCACCAAGAAUUAGCAAUUAUGCAAAAUGAACAUGACGAUGAUAAGGAGGCAACAGAGAAGGAAUUAGACUCCAAGUCUGGGCAGCAGAUGCCUGAUUUGUCUGAACAAAAUUCUGGUAAACUACUUCCAUCUACUCCCAAGAAACAACUUUCAUCUAACUCGAAGCCAGUUGGAGAUACAUUUGCAGUGAAGCAAAAGAUUAAACAGCAAGAAACCCAUGGUUUUCAGGCAAAACAAGCUAAGCCCAAUGCAAUGACUAGGUGGAUUCCUUCUAACAAGGGUUCUUAUACAAAUUCAAUGCAUGUCUACUAUCCACCUUCAAGAAAUAAUAGUGCACCAGCUGCACUGACAAAUUUGUCCACCUCAAAGGAGAAAAUGGAAGAUGCCAAAACAAGAUCUUUAUCUGCUCCUGUAAUCUCUGGGGUUGUCGUUUCUAUUGACAAGACAAAUGACCUAAAAAGUCGUAAGGUGGCUGCUUCAAAAUCUUCUGGCUAUAUAUCAGCAGAAAUAGAUGCAAAAAGUCCACCAUCACCAUUGCCAUCAAUUAAAGAGACAUAUUUCCAGUCAGAUACUCAGGCACAACAACAGAGCUCAGAGCAAGUGCUACAGCCUCCCCCACCUCCUCCUCCCCCUCCUCCACCCCCACCUCCCCCUCAUAGUAGAAACUCUUCAGAUAUUUUUGAAUCCUUAUCAACAAAGGAUGAUGUAUCAGCUCAAGACUCUCCAUCUCCACUAGUAUCAUCAUCAUCUUUUUUGGGUAGAAAAGGGUCCAUCAUGGAGCUAAUGUCACCGCCACUGCCGCCACCGCCACCACCACCACCACCUUCAACUUUAACAUCAUUUACAAGACACCCUGCAACUUCUCUUCCUUCCCCUCCACCCCCACCACCGCCCCCACCUCCACCCCCAGUUUUUGGGCAAAAUAAAGGGGGCUUAGCACCUUUUCCAUCCCCUUGGAAAUCUGUGACCUCACAAAUAGAUGAAGAGACUAGUGGAUCUUUAACACUUCCUACAACCCCUCUUCCUUUUGCAAGCAAUGAAAUUGGAUUGGAAGUUUCUAAAGUGGGUACUGUAGUGGCCCCUUCACAGCCUCCUCCUCCUCCACCACCACCUCCAAUGCCUCCUCCAAGGUAUGAAGUUUCAUCCAUUCCUCCUCUAACACCACUAGCAACACCUCUUCCAAAGCCUGAAAUUCCAUCAAUUCCUCCUAGUCCUCCUCCCUCAUUUCCUAUGGCUUCAACACAUAGGGCUCCACCCCCUCCUCCCCCACCACCCCCAUUUGCAUCACAUAAAGCUCCACCUCCACCUCCACCCCCUAAUUCACAUAUUGAUUCUCCCACACCACUUGUCCCUUCCCUACCCCCGCCCCCUCCCCCUCCCCCUCCCCCUCCUUUUAAUAGAGUUUCAACACUGCCACCUCCUUUGAAUAGAGCUCCAUUGCCACCACCUCCACCACCUCCACCUCCUUUUAGUCAAGCUUCACCACCGCCUCCUCCAUUGUAUAGAGCUCCACCUACACCUCCCCCACCACCACCACUUUCUCCAUCAACUGUAGUGUCACCCCCCCCCCCACCACCUCUUCCUCCAUCUUGUGGAGCGCCACCUCCCCCCCCCCCCCCUCUUCCUCCAUCUUGUGGAGCGCCACCUCCCCCCCCCCCCCCUCUUCCUCCAUCUUGUGGAGCGCUACCUCCCCCCCCACCACCUUUUCCUCCAUCAAUUGGAGCCCCACCUCCACCUCCACCACCUUUUCCUCCAUCAAGUGGAGCCCCACCUCCACCUCCACCACCUUUUCCUCCAUCUAGUGGAGCCCCACCUCCCCCACCUCCUCCAUUUCGUGGAGCACCACCACCACCUCCUCCAUUGCCUGGAGCACCACCACCUUCUCCUCCAAUGCCCGGAGCACCACCACCUCCUCCUCCAAGGCCUGGAGCACCACCACCUCCUCCAAUGCCUGGAGCACCACCUCCACCACCACCUCCUGGUGGUCAAGGACCACCUCCACCGCCUCCUCCUGGUGGUCGAGGACCACCUCCUCCACCUCCUCCUGGUGGUCGAGGUCCCCCUCCACCUCCUCCUGGUGUUCCUGGCGCUCCUUGUCCUCCUGGGGGUGGACCUCCACCACCUCCACCCUUCGGUGCAAAAGGUGCAAAUGCUGGAAUUGAUCCAAGAGGGAGGGGACGUGGAUUAGCACGCCCUGGAGCGGCCAGUGCACCCAAACGAUCCUCGUUAAAGCCUUUGCAUUGGAGCAAGGUUACAAGGGCACUACAAGGAAGUUUAUGGGAAGAAUUACAAAGACAUGGAGAACCACAAAUUGCACCAGAGUUUGAUGUUUCAGAGCUAGAGAAGCUUUUCUCUGCAAAUGUUCCAAAACCUGCUGAUAAAGCUGGAGAUAAGAAGAAGUCUGCUGGAUCUAAAACUGACAAAGUCCACUUGGUUGAUCUAAGGAGGGCUAAUAAUACUGAAAUCAUGCUCACUAAGGUUAAGAUGCCACUUCCUGAUAUGAUGGCUGCAGUACUGGCUAUGGAUGAGUCAGCAUUGGAUGUUGACCAAGUGGACAAUCUCAUUAAAUUUUGUCCUACCAAAGAGGAGAUGGAACUUUUGAAGAAUUACACAGGUGACAAGGAGAAUUUGGGGAGGUGUGAACAGUUUUUCUUGGAGCUGAUGAAGGUGCCAAGGGUGGAGUCAAAAUUAAGAGUAUUUUCUUUCAAGAUUCAGUUUGGUUCUCAGCUUACAGAUUUUAAGAAGAGUUUAAACACUGUGAACUCUGCCUGUGAAGAGGUCCGGAAAUCUGCUAAACUGAAGGAUAUCAUGAAGAAAAUUCUUUAUUUGGGUAAUACAUUGAAUCAGGGAACAGCAAGGGGAUCUGCAGUUGGAUUCAAGUUGGAUAGUCUUUUAAAGCUCACUGACACUCGUGCUUCUAACAGUAAAAUGACACUGAUGCAUUAUCUUUGCAAGGUCCUAGCUGAUAAGUCGCCUGGACUCCUUGAUUUUCACCAGGACCUUGUUAGUCUGGAAGCUUCCACCAAGAUACAAUUGAAGUCAUUAGCAGAAGAGAUGCAGGCAAUUGUCAAGGGAUUAGAAAAGGUUAAACAAGAAUAUGCAGCAUCUGAAAAUGAUGGACCUGUGUCUGAAGUUUUCCGUAAGUCAUUGAAAGAAUUUGUAGGUGUAGCUGAGUCAGAGGUAGCAUCUCUGACAAACCUUUAUUCUGUAGUGGGUAGAAAUGCUGAUGCACUUGCACUAUAUUUUGGUGAGGAUCCUGCUCGUUGCCCAUUUGAGCAAGUUACCACAACUCUGCUAAAUUUUAUAAGGUUGUUUCGGAAAGCACAUGAAGAGAAUUGCAAGCAGGCAGAGUUAGAGAAGAAGAAAGCUGAGAAAGAGGCUGAAAUGGAGAAGGCUAAGGGCAUUAACUUGACAAAGAAGGGUACAAAAAACAGUUGACGGCUGGGUUUUCUGCUCCUUUGCAUCAACGUCAUGCUCUUGCCACAGGGCAGGAAUGUACCCGGGUAAGGGGAAUGCUUCUGAGACCGGUUAAGAAGCUUCCCUUUCCAAGAUGAUGAUGAUGAUGAUGUGGCAUUAGCCUUUCAAGCUGAUAUAUUGGCGUGGAAUAGUGAAGUCCUGCCUCCUGUGGAGUUUUGAACAUACAACAAACAGGCUUAGGAGAUAGGAGUUGAUUCUUUGUUGGCAUGCUGCUGAAUCGGAUUUAUGUGGCCAACUGAUCUUUUUUGUCGGAAUACUGUGGAAAUUCACAGAUUUAGAUGAAGAAUGGAUGCUUAAAUGAUUCCAUGCGUCCAGUGUAUGUUAUGAAAGUGAUGGAUCCAGUCCCUUCUAUGUUGGUUCAAGAAGAAAAUUUGUAGAAAGAAGUGGCAUUGGCUUGCAUCAUUCAUUUGGUAUAAUUUUUCUGACAGCACAGCAGAUGCUUUUUUGAUUUGUGAAGCACUGAAGUCGAACCCCAACCGUAGUACCAUGACACCUUGUACAAAGCACUACCCCUCUCCUAUAGGAUCCAAUUCUUUCUCAUGUAACAUAGAAAUUAGUUUCCUUUUUGAUAGAGAUUUUGGUAGGUACCCUUGAGAAAGUGUUGUAUAGCUGUCAGGUUCAGAGAAAAUAGAAAUCAGGUCACUGUAUUGUAACCAAUAUUAUUUUUAAUUGUGAAUCACGAGGCUAAUUUUUUAAUUGUGAAUCAUAAA
Messenger RNA from Cajanus cajan (pigeon pea), 6123 nucleotides. Lineage: Eukaryota; Viridiplantae; Streptophyta; Magnoliopsida; Fabales; Fabaceae. The record is from RefSeq and is a predicted model, not a curated record.